This is a messenger RNA of Leptinotarsa decemlineata (Colorado potato beetle), 975 nucleotides long. It is a transcript of the gene gem, whose product is annotated as transcription factor CP2 like gemini. Gene Ontology annotation, molecular function: RNA polymerase II cis-regulatory region sequence-specific DNA binding; DNA-binding transcription activator activity, RNA polymerase II-specific. The record is from RefSeq and is a predicted model, not a curated record. NCBI's taxonomy places the organism in Eukaryota, Metazoa, Arthropoda, Insecta, Coleoptera, Chrysomelidae. Gene Ontology annotation, biological process: regulation of transcription by RNA polymerase II. Gene Ontology annotation, cellular component: nucleus.
AACAGCGCUGCCCAGAAAAUUGGGAUCAUGAAUGUUUUGUUUCAAUUAUGAUGUAAUUUAGAUGAAAUUCAACGGUUUGUACAGAAACGAUUGAAGUGGUCGCUUUUCGAGUUUUCAUUACCGAGACUGAGUUCCAGAAAAAGUCGACUUUUUAAUUUCCGAACGGCCGCAUCUUCGAAACUAUACCGAGCGCCAAAGUUUUGACUUCAGUUCGCGAUCAGCUAACAAAUGCACGAGAGUCCAAUUGAAACUAUAUCGAAAACUAUCGCGAGCCUCUGAAACAAAUAUUCACCUUUUGAUUUUCCUCGAAAAACAGCAGAAGAAAAGUUGCGAAUGGCAUUAUUCAUCGGCAGUGUUUAGAGAACUCGUGAUCGCGCCAGAAUUACAUGAACCCUCUGAUGGUACAGGAAUGGUCGAGCUUAUUGUCGAAAGUUUUUUUGAUGCAACAACACCCGCAGUAUCGUCCAACUUUCAGGAUUUCCAGCAGCUCGUUCACAUGUUGGUAUCGCAAGCGAUCCUCCUCAGAUGACAUCAAGUUUCGCCUCGUGAAGGCAAGGACAGCUGGCGUCAAAAGAAGAAAUCGCCUCCUGAGGAACGUCUACUUUUGCCAUGGCAGAACCUCCGUCGCCCUCAUCUGAGAUGGACCAAUUCUUUUUGUUGAUACACACGAUGACGAUCACGGAGAGUGAUUACGUGGUGGAGGCGCAGUUCUUCCACGCCUUUUCCCGGGAUAUCGCUCACGCCAGGUUGGUGGCGAAGCGGCUGAGGCUGAGGAUCCACCCGCGGCUGAGGGGCAGCAGGAACAAGGCCCGGCUGCAGAGGAUGGACGCCCAGGGGCUGAGGAACUUGAUGAAGAGGAACGCUUCGAACGUGAAGCACCAUUUGAGGGCUAUGCACGUUAACCCGCAAAUUCAAAAUUUGCUUCCACCGAGAGCAGUUGAUGAUGGAACAAACAACGGUGUUGUUAAAAAAGCG